Messenger RNA from Vitis riparia (riverbank grape), 2416 nucleotides. RefSeq names its product subtilisin-like protease SBT5.4. Gene Ontology annotation, biological process: proteolysis. The record is from RefSeq and is a predicted model, not a curated record. Lineage: Eukaryota; Viridiplantae; Streptophyta; Magnoliopsida; Vitales; Vitaceae. The transcript is spliced from 11 exons. Bases 22 to 2325 code for a protein of 767 amino acids. Gene Ontology annotation, molecular function: serine-type endopeptidase activity.
CACAAGGAUACAGGGGAUUAGAUGGGGAUUAGUAGAGACUCUCUUGUCUUUCUCUCUUUCAUUGUCUUCGCUGUGAUGCAAUGUCCAACACUGGCUCUCAAACAGUCUUAUGUGGUGUACCUAGGCAGUCAUUCACAUGGGGUUGAACCUACUUCUUCAUUGCACUUCAGCAAAAUAACCGAUUCCUAUUAUGAUCUCUUGGGUUCUUGCAUGGGCAGCAAGAAGAAGGCACAAGAAGCAAUUUUUUACUCUUACACAAGUUACAUAAAUGGUUUUGCUGCUGUCCUGGAAGAUGAAGAGGCAGCUGAGCUUUCAAAGCAGCCAGGAGUUUUAUCUGUUUUCUUAAACCAGAAAAAUGAACUGCACACGACUAGGUCCUGGGAGUUCCUUGGACUAGAGAGAAAUGGAGAGAUUCCUGCAAAUUCUAUCUGGGUGAAGGCGAGAUUUGGCGAAGACAUCAUUAUUGGGAACCUUGACACUGGUGUUUGGCCAGAAUCGGACAGCUUCAAUGACAAAGGAAUGGAGCCAAUAUCAUCCAAGUGGAAAGGUUACUGUGAGCCCAGUGAUGGUGUUAAGUGCAACAGGAAGCUGAUUGGAGCAAGGUACUUCAACAAAGGGUAUGAAGCAGCCUUGGGGAGGCCGCUCGAUUCUUCCUACCAAACUGCAAGAGAUACAAAUGGGCAUGGCACGCAUACACUGUCCACAGCUGGUGGUGGAUUUGUUGGUGGAGCAAACCUCUUGGGUUCAGGCUAUGGAACUGCAAAGGGCGGAUCUCCUAGUGCUCGAGUUGCCUCGUACAAGGUUUGCUGGCCAAGUUGCUAUGAUGCUGAUAUAUUGGCUGCCUUUGAUGCUGCCAUACAUGAUGGGGUUGAUGUCCUCUCUGUUUCACUUGGAGGUCCUCCUCGUGAUUAUUUCUUGGACAGCAUCGCAAUUGGAUCUUUUCAAGCUGUCAAGAAGGGAAUUGUUGUUGUCUGCUCAGCUGGGAAUUCUGGCCCCACGCCUGGGAGUGUUGAAAAUUUGGCACCAUGGAUUAUAACUGUUGCAGCUAGUACAAUUGAUAGGGAUUUUCCCUCUUAUGUCAUUUUGGGCAAUAACGAGCAAUUCAAGGGCCUGAGCUUCUAUACCAAUAGUUUACCGGCUGCGAAGUUUUAUCCCCUGGUAUAUUCUGUAGAUGCUAGAGCUCCUAAUGCUUCUGCAAGAGACGCACUACUUUGCUUUGUUGGAUCCCUGGACCCCGAGAAGGUGAAAGGGAAGAUAGUAUACUGCCUGAUUGGCCUCAAUGAAAUCGUUCAGAAGAGCUGGGUGGUUGCUCAGGCAGGUGGCAUCGGGAUGAUUCUUGCUAACCGUCUGUCCACUAGUACAUUGAUUCCUCAGGCCCACUUUGUUCCCACUUCAUAUGUCUCUGCAGCUGAUGGUCUUGCCAUUUUGUUAUACAUCCACAUUACAAAGUACCCAGUGGCUUACAUCAGAGGAGCAACUGAAGUAGGUACAGUAGCAGCACCAAUCAUGGCUUCCUUUUCGUCUCAGGGUCCUAAUACGAUCACUCCAGGAAUUCUCAAGCCUGACAUCACCGCACCCGGAGUGAACAUUUUAGCUGCAUACAUAGAAGCAAAGGGGCCUACGUUUCUUCAAUCAGAUGAUCGUCGUGUUCUCUUCAACAUCGUAUCUGGUACUUCAAUGUCAUGCCCUCAUGUUUCUGGGACUGUAGGCCUUCUCAAAAAGAUUCACCCUCAUUGGAGUCCAUCAGCCAUAAGAUCUGCAAUCAUGACCACCGCGAGAACCAGAAAUAAUGUGAGACAACCUAUGGCAAAUGGUACACUUGAGGAGGCAAACCCUCUCAACUAUGGUGCAGGACAUCUCUGGCCUAACCGUGCAAUGGACCCAGGCUUGGUCUAUGACUUGACCACCAUUGACUACUUAAACUUUCUGUGCUCUAUUGGCUAUAAUGCAACCCAACUGUCAAGGUUUGUGGACGAGCCAUAUGAAUGCCCACCAAAUCCUAUGAGCGUUCUGGAUUUAAACUACCCCUCAAUUACUGUCCCCAGUUUCUCAGGCAAGGUAACAGUGACUAGGAGCCUGAAGAAUGUUGGAACUCCAGCUACAUACACGGUUCGAACUGAGGUGCCUAGUGGACUAUUGGUGAAGGUGGAACCUGAAAGACUGAAAUUUGAAAAGAUUAAUGAAGAGAAAACAUUCAAGGUGACACUGGAGGCCAAGAGAGAUGGUGAGGGAAGUGGGUAUAUUUUUGGAAGGCUCAUAUGGUCAGAUGGAGAACACUACGUCAGAAGCCCUAUAGUGGUCAAUGCAACCACGCUUCAUAUGUAAUCAUGCUUUUGAUUGAUCUUUAUGUAAUACAUAUGGGUAAUUAUAACAAAUAAAUCUAUCUAUACCAUGUGGAAUCAACAACAAUAGAGGA